UGCAACUUUUGCAUCACAGCCCUAUAAAAAGCAAGAACCCUGCGACCGCCUAUCAGUGAAACCUAUGAAAAAUUGCCGCUGCCUGCGGGCAAAGUAUCUACCUUUUAAAGGUGACUCGUUUGUGGACGUGAAGCAGGAGGAGCACUGGAGAAGGAUGCAUAGAUGUUCUUACACAACUUCUGGGAUGCUUUAUUAUAUUGUGCAUUUGUGCAACUGUCAUGCCCGCAGCUGAUUUGUAUUUUUCUUGGAGACCGAAGUUUGAGCAUUAGAAUGAAGCAGAAAGAAAUCUUUGCAUGUCACGGGACGAAAACCUCCACGAGCGAUUGUCUGCACCUGAUGCUGGAGCUGACCGAAAUCAUGAAGCGCAGAAAAUACUGCUUCAUUUUCAAAAUAUGAAAACAUAUGUCUGCUGGGAUGGAGCUCAGCGGUCAUUUCAAACCAACACCUGGCCAUUUCGAGGUUUUGAAUUCCUCGACCGGACCCAAUGUGACUUUAACGCUUAACACGGACGAAAACCAAGAAAGUUUCGCUUUCCAAGUCACCUUAGCGUCAGUUCUCGGUCUCAUCACUCUUGCGACUAUAUUAAGCAAUGCGUUUGUCAUCGCCACCAUCUCCCAGUCCAGAAAGCUCCAGACACCGGCGAACUUCUUGAUUGCGUCCCUGGCCGUCACGGACCUUCUUGUGUCGGUGCUCGUGAUGCCCAUUUGCGUGCUUUACACGGUCACGCAUGUGUGGUCGCUUGGGCAGGUAAUCUGCGACAUCUGGCUGUCCUCAGAUAUCACCUGUUGCACCGCGUCCAUUCUACACCUCUGCGUAAUCGCCUUGGAUCGAUACUGGGCUAUAACGGACGCGGUCGAGUAUGCCAAGAAACGCACCCAAGCGCGCGCCGCGGCCAUGGUGGCGACCGCCUGGAUCAUCGCCAUCUCCAUCUCCCUGCCGCCUUUCUUCUGGCGACAGGUGAAGGCGGGGGAGCUCACCACCUGUUCGGUCAACAAGGACCACAUCUUCUACACGAUCUACUCCACUUUCGGGGCUUUCUACAUCCCUACGCUGCUGCUCAUCGCCCUGUACGGGCGGAUUUACGUGGAGGCGAGGAAGCGCAUUUUGAGGCAGUCGCCCAAAAAAGCGGGGAAAAGACUCACUUCGGCACAUCUGAGCACGAAUUCUCCCGCUUCGGUGGCUUCGACUUCUCCUUUGCAUUGUGGAAGGCAAGACCUGUGCUCGGACAGCGGGUCUCUGGGCAGUGACAAUCAAAUUCGAGUAACUGUGUCCGAUUCACUUCUGGAGAAAAAGAGAAUCUCGGCAGCGCGCGAGAGGAAAGCCACCAAAACCCUGGGCGUUAUUUUAGGAGCCUAUAUUGUGUGCUGGUUGCCGUUUUUCAUUUACACACUGCUGGUUCCCCUCUGUCCAUCCUGCUUUUACGCAGAACUCUUUGACUUUUUCAAUUGGCUUGGCUAUGUCAACUCACUGAUCAAUCCAAUAAUAUACACCAUGUCGAAUGAUGACUUUAAAAAAGCUUUUCACAAACUCAUGAGCUUUAGAUGUUGCAGACGACAGUAAAAUAGAUAAAUAAGUAUAAUAAUGGCAGUCAGUCGGUCAUAAUCGCAAGUGACAUCUCGUGCUGUUGAAUGCUCGAUUCUGAUUGGCUGACAGACAUUCUAAGGUGUUGAUUGUUGUACUGCAUAUGUAGGGAGUCCCAUAUCACUAUUCUGUUUUUUGUUUUUUUCUUUUAGCAUAGCCUAGAUUAGAAUAUAAAAACAGACAAAUCCACGGCCAACUAAUAAAUGACAGACACCAGGAUCAAUAUGACAAAUUAUUUCUAUUUUGUCUAAACUAAUUAAUCUAAUAGCCUGCUGUCUGUAAUUACGUUGCUGCCUAUUAACAUUGCCGAGAGCCGCGGCAGACGCGCGCGCUCCGUCUAGCUAGCUUUCUCUGUCACAAACACAAUCUUGGUUACUCCAAUGACUGCUUAGAAACAGCCAAAUCCUUUGUUACUAGUUCAAAAAGUUACACUUUCGAAUUAUUAAAGCAAGAAAAAAACAGUGUUUGUCUGAGGUAAACGCAUUAAAAACUAACAUGGUAGCCAUUGUGUAAGCUAAAUGAUUCCGAUUCACGUCGUGCCGCGUAGCCAUGUUGUGUAAAACUAACAUGUGAACGCACAUUAUUCAGCAUAUUAAAGGGUUACUUUACCAGUGACUGGUAAUAGGCUACUGUUUUCCUUAAAAAUCCUGCUUUUUCCAGGAUUCACAUCAUCCGAGUUCAUAGGAGAUUGCUAUCUCGAUCCCGAGUCCUGAUAAUGACCGUCUGACUGCAUAUUAUAUCACUACUUUCAAAAUAAAUGAAUCAAUCAAUACAUAAAUGAGUUAAUAUUCCAUUAGUUUACUUGUAGAGACUACAAAUACAAAACCCGAGCACAGAUAAGCAGUGUUUCUAGUUGAGUGGUCAAUCAGACUGAAAAAUCAGAAUCAAAACUCCCAGACAGCCAUGUAAAAAAUGUUGCUAUGUGGGUCUCGGUUGACAUAGUAGCCUGUGAUUAUAGGCUACUCUUUCAAAACUGAGCAGAAUGUUCUACGAUGACUUUGGAUUUCGUAAUAGUGCUUGUGGUCAACCAGUCGCUAAUUAAUAACGCAAAAUUGUAUAAAAAGCUUCAUUGUCUUUAUAAAAUGUGCAAUUCAAUUGCUCUAAUGUGAUCACUGCCUAUAGCUGCUGACUGAUCCUAAACUUAAUAAAUAAGUUGGGUAAUCCAUUUGCUUGUGCUUACAUCCAAUACGUCUUUCGUCUUGUGUUACAGUUGAUUAAAUGGUGUGAAUAUGUGUUUUUUUUACAGCAGUGCAUGCUUCAUAAAUAAUGAAAACAGGCCUACUGAUGAUAAAGUAUUGUACCUAAAUCUAUUAUUGGUGUGGGUCUCCUUGUCCUAGCUCCCAAAAUGUGGGUGUUUUGGUGAGAAGUCCUUGUUUGCUGUGGGAAUUUAUACUGAGGUCAAGUACGCACUAUACAAAAAUCAGGAGUUCAAGUGCCUCAGAUAAAGUUAAACUGACCAACCAGAGGUCCUCAAGAUUCAGAUGUGUAUUGAGACCUACUUCUAACCCAAAUUCUACUCUAUACACUCAUUAGUCGAAUUAUCUGUCACUUGGCAGUAUGAGAGAUCACUGAGUAACUGAGAAUGACACGUCUACUGCAGGAGGUGAGUAAUACGUCAAAUACGCACCAGAAAAGGGCUGAGGGGGAGAUAUCGACCUGUCAAGCCCAUAUGGAGGUGACAGGGAAAGAUCACUGCAAAGACGCAGCAUUUUGUGAAAAGGCACAUUUGAUAUUUCGCACAAUUCUGCUUUUCCACAAUGAGCAAGUGCUUCCUUCAACCCCGUCUUUCUAUUUGUAGUCAUGGUGGAUAUUGAUUUAGUUAUCAUGCUGCAAAACCUCCUACAGCAGCCAGUGAAAUUGGGGACAUUUUUAAGCAAGGGACCAAUGGACUAGAAACUGACAUGAAAAUCAUAAUGAAAAUGAAAAUCAUGCUGAUAUUUCUCACCGGUUUUUGGAGCGUAGACCCAUUUAAUGCCUACGAUUUUGAUGUGAAGUGAGUUUUAAAGAGCUAAUUUUAUACUAUUACAGCUUGAAUGCUUAACGCCAUGCAAACACCCGCGAUAAGUGUAAGCUGUCCUGUCAGACCCACUUAACAGUGAAUCACAAAUUAGCUCUUAGAAAGCAAUGGUGGUGGAAAAGCAAGCAACAUGAUGGCAUAAAUGUGUUUUUUUUCUAACCAUAUUGGUCUUUUUGGAGUAUGCUGAUUAAUGUCUUUUAACAUGAGUAGUAUUAGGAUAAAAUGAUUUGGACAGGCUUGGAGGAGCUGUUAAUUAUUUGUUUGUUGGUUUACUUCAUUUGAAUUUAAUCUUGUCUCUGCCAUUUC
Molecule: messenger RNA, 3904 nt
Organism: Carassius auratus (goldfish)
Lineage: Eukaryota; Metazoa; Chordata; Actinopteri; Cypriniformes; Cyprinidae
Gene: htr1b
Product: 5-hydroxytryptamine (serotonin) receptor 1B
Exons: 1
Coding region: 403-1560 (385 amino acids)
Biological process (GO): positive regulation of MAPK cascade; bone remodeling; vasoconstriction
Cellular component (GO): plasma membrane
Molecular function (GO): G protein-coupled serotonin receptor activity
Source: RefSeq, a predicted model, not a curated record